GGGGGGGGCGGAUUAACGCAGCGUCGGUGCCCAGUGUCGGUAGACUACAACAAACACAGGAGUGAUUGAGAGAAAAGCGUACAGGGAAGAAAUCCAUUUGCACCUGCUUGUCCUCCUCGGUCAGUGUCAGCAUCUCUCCGAGCUCUCUCUCUCCAGCCAGCACCCGGCUUUCAACCAUGUCUCUGUCCGGCUCGCAGACACCAGAGGACGGACUCUACGGCUCCUGGGUCGAGCUUGAGGAGCUGAUCGCUGCCGUGAGCCGCAGGGAGAGUCUGGCGGGACCGCAGGACAGCAUCUCCUCCGCCCUGCAGGGGGAGCUGGAGAGGAUCCUUCUGGAGGCACAGCUCGAGUGUGAGAGGAGUAGAGACAGUCCUCCACAGGCGGGGACUCCACAGUCCACUGGUUCCCCAAGACCCACUAGUGACCAGGACAGUGACUGUGUCACCAUACAAGAGGAAAGUGAGCGGCGAGGGGACACUGACUGGGUGUGGGAUUGGUCCAGUAGACCUGAAAAUAUGCCACCAAAAGAGUUUGUGUUUCAGCACCCGAAGCAGCAGGGCUCCCUCAGCGUUAGGAAGACAGAGGUGAUGAAGAGAGGAAUCUUCUCCUCUGAUGUUCUCCUCAUCCUUGGUCCGUCACUGCUGGCUUCACACCUGCUCACACUUGGAGUCGGGAUCUACAUAGGAAAGCGUUUGGCUGCUUCCACAACCAGCACGCUGUGACGUCGGCUGUAUGCCAGUGCCCCUAUUCGCAGUCUGGCCAAUAAGGUCACAGUCCGCCCUCUCUACCGCACUAAUUUGCCUCCUUCCUUCUUUGUCAUGGGGCAACCUUAGGACCCUGCCUGUCUGUACCUCUGUCUCUCUGUUCAUCUGUACAUCUGUCUACCCAGCAGCACUCUGCCAGUCUGUCUUUCUGUCAGCCUCUCUGUCAGUCUGUGCAUGUCGUAGGGCCCAGGGAGCGGAUGGAUGCCGACCGAUGAGUCAGACUGAGGUCAUUUUUACUCUCCCGGAGAGUAACACUGAUCUCAACCAGCUAAAGCAUAAUCAGAGAGGAGAGAUUGCCCAGAUACAAGAGAAAGGAGAGAAAGAGAAUUUUACCCAGCUAGAACAAUAAAUCCCUUUGGUAGGAGGAGAUGAAAAUGGUUAGUUGGGAACAGUAUGUUCAGACGAAAUGAGAAAGAUAAUAAGUGGUAGCCUUUCGCCCAACCUUUGAAAAAGCAAAAUGUCUGUCAUUUGUCAAAAGUAAUGACCCUCUGUAAGACUGAGCUGCUACAGUAAAAGUGGUUCAUGGGUUUUUUCUGCCUGAUGGUGUUUCUAACAUAGAGAGUUUUAGUUGGCUGAGUGAAUGUAGGACUGGCUCUGGUUGUGCUUUUUGUCCCAUAAACCAAUUAAAUAUUUGACCUCCGACAAAGACAAUCAUGAUCCUAUUAAACUUUACUCCUCAAAACCUUAA
Molecule: messenger RNA, 1452 nt
Organism: Siniperca chuatsi (mandarin fish)
Lineage: Eukaryota; Metazoa; Chordata; Actinopteri; Centrarchiformes; Sinipercidae
Exons: 6
Coding region: 177-722 (181 amino acids)
Biological process (GO): positive regulation of apoptotic process; mitochondrial outer membrane permeabilization
Cellular component (GO): mitochondrial outer membrane; nucleus; mitochondrial envelope
Source: RefSeq, a predicted model, not a curated record